Molecule: messenger RNA, 1026 nt
Organism: Fusarium coffeatum
Lineage: Eukaryota; Fungi; Ascomycota; Sordariomycetes; Hypocreales; Nectriaceae
Exons: 1
Coding region: 1-1026 (341 amino acids)
Cellular component (GO): mitochondrion
Molecular function (GO): GTPase activity; GTP binding
Source: RefSeq, a predicted model, not a curated record
AUGGCACAGUUCGUUCCCCGGCAAACCUUUGCCCUACCAAACUCCAUCCCCAAGACAUAUUACUUAGGCCAUCAUGCUGCGGCUCAGUCUGAUAUGGUCAAGCGUCUAAACCAGAUACACCUGAUCCUCGAAUGCCGUGACCUCCGCCUGCCCUUGACCACCAACAAUCCCUUACUCGAGCGCUCUCUUGCUGGCCGUCAGCGCAUCAUCGUCUUCACAAAAUGCGACCUCACAAUCAACAAUCCCCAACACGUCAACGCUUUGCGCAAAUUAUAUGGCGAUCGCUUUAUACUCUGGAACAAAAAUAGACCUGGUUCAACAAAAUCUCUUCUCAGCAAGAUAAAAGAAGUUGCGCGCGCCAUCGAUUCAAUAACGGGUAUGAGGUCCAUGAUCGUGGGAAUGCCUAAUGUGGGAAAGAGCACGUUACUCAAUGCUCUACGGGCGCAGGGACUUCAGAGUAAAAAUGCAAAGGCAGCCAAGACUGGGGGCCAACCAGGUGUUACGCGCAAGAUUGGCACCAACGUUCGGAUAGUAGAGUCGGAAUCCAACGAUUCCAAGAGAGGUGUUGGCGACGGGGGUGUACUUGUCUUAGAUACCCCAGGUGUUUUCGUGCCAUAUGUCGACAAUGCCGAGACUAUGGUAAAGAUUGCACUCGUUCAAGGUAUUAAGCUUGGCCUGAUACCAGAAGACGUUCUGGUAGACUACCUGCUCUACCGCCUCAACAAGAUCAACCCGGCUUUCUAUAAGCAAUAUUCCAAGCCCACGAAUGACGUUCAAGAAUUGCUUAAUUCCAUUGCGGCGAGGACGGGCAAACUGAAGGCCGGUGGCGUGCCUGACUUGCGUUCAGCAGCCAGCAUGUUCUUGAGAGACUGGAGAGCUGGGAAGCUGGGAAAAUUCAUGCUCGAGGAUCUAUCAGAUGAAGCGAUCGAGGAACAUCAAAAUCGAAUGCUUAAUCCCCCACUGAGCAUGAAUCAGGCUAAGAAGCAACAGAAAGAAGCACGCGCACAAGAGAGAGCCGGCGCCUAA